This is a messenger RNA of Frankliniella occidentalis (western flower thrips), 1399 nucleotides long. Its product is annotated as serine/arginine repetitive matrix protein 2-like. The record is from RefSeq and is a predicted model, not a curated record. The transcript is spliced from 3 exons. Lineage: Eukaryota; Metazoa; Arthropoda; Insecta; Thysanoptera; Thripidae. The coding region runs from base 350 to 1399 and encodes 349 amino acids.
GUCCGAAACAGGAAAAUGUCGCCGCUCGCCCCGCGCGCCUCGCUCCAGACCCUCCUUUGCCCCACUCCGCCCCGCUGCAAGCGCUGCCUAAAUACUUUUCGGCCAUCUUCCACCUUUAUGCCACGACGCACGAGAGGACAUGCGCCGGUCGUGACGUCACCGAGUGAUGCCCAUGCUGCGAAUAGCUCGCCCCCACUCGCUGCUGGCCGCUGCUGGCGCGGCCGCGGCUCUGGCCCGGCCCCAGCCUCCUCUGCUCGCGGGAGCCGGCCUCAGUUUGCCGACGACGACCUCCUGCCGCUGAACACACGGCAGGCUACCGACCUACCGACCCGAGCCGAACGACGCCGCCAUGGAGUACCCGCCGCGCCUGGACGCCGGCUCGCCGCUGCUGCGCCCCCGGCUCGCCUUGCUGGCCGCGCUCCUCGACGACUGGGCGCUCCCCUUCGACGAGCGCCGCGGCCGCCGGGGCAGCGGCCUCACCUUCCCGAAGUGGAUGAUCACGGACGACUUCGACGACGACCGGCCGGUGCUGCGGCGCAGCCGGUCGACCUGGGCCACCUGGCCGUCGAGCAGCGUGGAGGACGACGAGGACGUGCAGGAGGACAGCGGCGAGGGCUCGCUCGUGCCCUGGUGGAGCAGGCGGGCGGUGCGGAGCAGGCCGCGCAGCUGGGCUCCCGGCCGGCCGCGCACCCAGGACGAGCUCCGCGAGGCGCGCCGCCGGUACUUCGAACCCCAACACCGCCGCGAGAGCGAGGACGAGCCCGCGACGCACCGCAGCCCGCAAAGGGUGGCCUUUGAGGAGUUCCGCGACGUCCCGAUCCGCAGCGGAGCGGCACGGAGGAGCAGCCCGCCGGCGAGGACGUCGUUCCUCCGGGAGGUCCCCGUGACCAGGGAGAGAACCGGGAGGGAGGUCCCCGAUCUUAAGGACGACCGAGUCAGCACCGACUUCCCUGCGACCAGAGACGUCCCCGUCAGCAGAGACUGCACCGCCUCCAGGGAUGCGCCCGUCAGCAGAAACAUCCCCAUCAGCCGAGAGGCGCCCGCCAACAAAGAGGCUCACGCCAGAAAAGACAUCCCCGUCACGCGGGAACUACCCGUCAGCAGGGACAUCCCCGUCACCCGGGACUUCACCGCCGUCGGGACAGCUCCCGUCAGCAGAGAUGUCCCCGUCACCCGGGACUUCACCGCCGUCGGGACAGCUCCCGUCAGCAGGGACAUCCCCGUCACCCGGGACUUCACCGCCGUGGGGACCGCUCCCGUCAGCAGGGACGUCCCUACGGCCGACGUCCCCGCACGCGUCAGGAACAUCCCCGUGGAGCGCGAGGUGUCCGACCCCAAAAACCCAGGAAACCCCAGUAUGAAAACAAUGAUUACUUUUGAGGGUAGUUUUCUGCAGUGA